AUGGCCUUGCGAGCACCGCGUGGCGCGCCAGCCUUCAACGCCUCGUUCGGUCUUCCCUCCCGACCGUCGCUGUUGGGUGCUCGCGCCCUGUCCUUGCGCGCCAGCUCGGGCGCCCGUGGCACCACGAUGACGGCCUUUCGCAAAUAUCACGGCAUCGGUAACGACUUUGUCGUGGUCGACAACCGAGCGCAAAAGAACCCGCUGUACACGCCGGAUCAGUCCGUCGCUAUCUGCGAUCGUAACACGGGCGUCGGCGCGGACGGCGUCAUAUUCCUCCUACCGCCGAAGAGGCGAUCCUCCGACUUUGCCAUGCGUCUGUACAAUUCGGACGGCACCGAGCCGGAGAUGUGCGGCAAUGGCAUACGGUGCCUGGCCAAGUUUGCAGAUGAUCUGAAGAUACCCACUGCUAGUCCGGGGAGGUUUGUGAUUGACACGGGUGCAGGCGUCAUCAUUCCGGAGAUCGAGCAGGGGAGCUCCGAAGUCAAAGUUGACAUGGGUGAGCCCGUUAUCAUCCCGGGCGAGGUCCCGACCACGCUGGAUACAUCCGAAAGCGCGGGGUAUGAGGCUGUAUUGAACGUUGAUGGUACGGAUUGGACGUUUUCGUGCGUGUCGAUGGGCAAUCCACACGCCAUUUCGUUUGUCAGUAAGGAGGUCUUCCUGGAGAUGGACACCAAGCUGGAGGAAGUUGGCCCGAGCUUCGAGUGCAACCCCGUGUUUCCGCAGAAGACAAAUACCGAGUGGGCCUUCCAGAGGUGUCGCACAGAGUUUGAUAUGCUGGUGUGGGAACGGGGGGCGGGUAGAACAAUGGCCUGUGGGACGGGCGCGUGUGCUGUCUUGGUGGCUGCCGUAUUGACCGGACGCGCGGAUAAGGAUCAACCGACUGUGAUUCAUCUGCCAGGGGGCGAUUUAACUAUUGAGUGGGUGUCGAAGACUAACCAUAUCAUGAUGACGGGCCCUGCCGAACUCGUCUUUGAGGGGCACUUUCCGAAGGUGUGA
This is a messenger RNA of Chondrus crispus (carragheen), 996 nucleotides long. RefSeq lists its product as hypothetical. The coding region runs from base 1 to 996 and encodes 331 amino acids. Lineage: Eukaryota; Rhodophyta; Florideophyceae; Gigartinales; Gigartinaceae. Gene Ontology annotation, molecular function: diaminopimelate epimerase activity. The transcript has a single exon. The record is from RefSeq and is a predicted model, not a curated record. Gene Ontology annotation, cellular component: cytosol; cytoplasm.